CUUUGCACCUUUUUUUUUACAAUUCAUUCUCUUUCCCCCCUGAUUACUCUAAUUGGUAUUUCCUCAUCUUACCACUAACUCUUUCCUUUUAGUGCUAUCUGAAUGCACACCAACACAGACAUUUCUCCACCGCAGAAUUCGGAUGUAACCAUGGUCGAUGCUACUCAGCCUCAAACACAGCCACAGCCACAGGUCAGGGUCGGACAACGUAUCGAGUCUGAACAUUUUCGAGGCACCAUUCGUUAUCUGGGUGAGGUGCCUCCAACCGCAGGAGAGUGGAUCGGCGUUGAAUGGGACGACAAGGAACGCGGCAAACACUCGGGUGAACACAAUGGAACCAAAUACUUCGAAUGCCUGUUUCCUGGAACUGGGAGCUUUACACGACUGACUCCAAAGAUCCAUACUGGAAAGACCUUUCUCCAAAUUUUGAAAGAAAGAUAUGUUGAUGACGAUAAGGGUGCUCAGAAAGAUUUGUAUCUUGGAUCUUCAAAUGUCAAAGUGGAUCUAUAUGAUUUUGAGAGAAUCAAACAUAAACAGAAGAAAUUACACUUGAUGGAGACCGUAGGCCUUGCCAACACAAAUGUAGAAACUGCUGCAGGCUUUGAAGAGACUCAGAAGGCAUGCCCAAAUAUCCAGGACUUGGAUCUCACAGCAACGCUCGUUUCGACAUGGCAGGAUGUAGCUGAUAUUUGCGCACCUCUUUCCAGAUUGGAAGUCCUAAGAUUGAAUCGUAAUCGGUUCCAGCCGCUUACUGAGUCACCUUCAUUCUUAUAUGCGUUCAAAAACCUUCGCUGCUUGGCGAUCAACCGUAUCUAUGCGCCUUGGGAUCAGAUCGAACUUUUGGAGCCAUCAAUGCCUAACCUUCAAGUACUUCAGAUCGGCUUCAAUAUGUAUUCGGAGCUUGGGAAGACGGAUAGCACCAUGCCUGUUCUGGCUCAAAAGGUUAAGGGAUUCGUCAAUCUCGAGGACCUGCAUCUAGAAGGCAACAUGCUUGCUGACUGGAACCAGAUCCUUCGCCUCUCCCACUUACCAAAACUCAAGUCACUGGAUCUUUCUGAAAAUAAAAUUGACAACAUUACCGGUCCACAGGACGAAAAUGAUUUCAAGGUACUAGAAUCGCUACGCUUAGCGGAUAACUUGCUCAAAAACUGGUCCAGCAUUGACCAGUUAAGGCUCUAUAGUGCAUUGAAGAAUUUUUGGGUUGAAAACAAUCCAAUUAUGGCCGAAUCUGCUCAAGAGUAUGCAGCUGGGGCUACCCCUAGCAAAUUUGAGCCGCGGAUUGAAACGAUUGCAAGAAUGGUAAAUAUCCAGCAACUGAAUGGAACUGAGAUCAGCAAGAAGAACAGACUGGAUGCAGAGAUUUACUAUUUGAUGCAUGUUGGGCUUGCAACCAGAGAUAUGGACCCCGCUGCAGUCCUGGCAAUCCACCCUCGAUUUGAGGAGCUUUGUCAAGUCCACGGACGUCCCGAUACUAGUGAUGAGUUCCUUAAGGCUACAAGUGAUAUGCUAAGGGAUCGACUGAUCGCCGUUACGCUUGUAUCGAAAGAUAGCCUCGAAGGCCCUGUGAAGGCAUCGGUUCAGAAAAAGAUUUUGGGAACAAUGAAAGUUAAGAACUUGAAGAAUUUGGCACAAAAGCUCUUGCGUGUCCCAGCUUUACGUCAAGAGUUAGUUUUCUUGACAGAUGAUCCUGAUUAUGAAGGCGUCAAGGUCAAUGUCAACAUGAAGGAUGAUAUGCGCCAGAUCUCGUACUACGAUAUCAAAGACGACCUUAUGCAGGCCACUUUCCAAGUCCAUACUUCUCCAGAUGAUGCUCAUCUCGGGCUAGAGGGAGGCUCUAUAGUGAUCUUUUGCGGUUAUGGUGAAGACUGGGGGCCAGUAAGUCCUGAUCGACUCGAUUUCACUCCUUGUUUCAAGUUCAGUGUCCUCUACGGCGCUUUCUCUAUCCUGGCUACCAUCGCUUUUAUUUCCCGGAUCCUUUAUUUGAGGAAACGGUGCACUCUUCAUCAUCUUGGAAGAACAGCUUGGAUCUACUGGCCAACUCAGAUUGCCAUGGGUACCGCUGCCGUUCUAUCCUUCGUGAAUGCAACCAGCAGACUACUACACGGGGACGGAUAUCCUGCAGCUGUCUUCGGCUACUUUUCCUUGGGGCUUGCAUGGGUCCUCGCAGUUGUCCUGAACUACAAUGAGCACCGAUACAAAAUCCGAUCCUCAGAUCCAAUUUUAUCAUUCUACAUCUUAAGCAUCACCUCGUCAUUGAGCGUUCUUUAUCAUGGAGCAGAAUCAGGCUUAGAAGCCAAUCCGGUCAUCUCACUUUCAACCACGAGAACGCUUACUGCCGAGGAUAUCCAGGGCCAGCUUCCGGGGUCUAUGAAAUCCUCUACGAGUCACGAUAAUAUUGACAGGCAAUGGCGCAAGAAUAUGAAGAGUAACCGAUCCGGAAGACAAACUUCAUUAUUCAGAACUGUCCUUCAAGUGCAAGCCCAUGCAAUGGAUGUUGGGACAGAUCAGGAGAAAAGUCCUGCAUAUGGUUUCCUCUUGGCAGGGGCCAUCUUCUCCGUCACGUUUAUUGGAACUAUUCUCCAAGCAGCGAGCAAACAAUACUCUAUUCAGCUCAGCUUGCAGGUCAAGUCAGCGCUGAUAUCAAUGGUCUAUCGUAAAUCACUACGCCUGAGCCCUGAAUCCAGGAACAAGUCAACAACGGGUGAAAUUACCAAUCACAUGUCCGUUGAUGCCGAUGUAUGGUCGGAGGCUCUCUUGUUUCUGAGUAUGUGGAUCUCUUUGCCCGUUGAGAUCUUCACAGCGAUGUGGCUACUAUACCGGCUUCUUGGAUGGAGUUUCUUGGUAGGAAUUUUAGCGAUUGCUGCAAUGGCACCCCUUCAAGUCUGGCGAGCUCGUAUAUACAAUCGCAUGCAGAAGAACAGGCUUUCCAUCAUGGACGAGCGUGUUCGACUUACAACUGAGUGCCUUUCUGCAAUCAAAGUUAUCAAACUAUACUGUUGGCAAUCCGCGUUCAAGAGAAGGAUCCUUGCUGUCCGGGACCGUGAAUUGGCUGCUAUGGAGCGCUUAGGUGUGGUUUACUCCAUCAUGUCUAUUCUCUUUACAUCCUCAACCCUCAUCAUCUCCCUCUUUACCUUAUCCGUGUACGCAACCUGGGGCGGAGAAGGGCUCACAGAGGGUAAACUUACAUCACAGACAGUUUUUGUAAGCAUGACAUUAUUUGCGAUGCUUAGAGCCCCUAUUGCGAAUCUUGCAGAAACAACUUCAGAGACAAUUAGGACCUUGGUCGGAACUAGAAGGAUUGAAGAGUUCUUACUGCUGGAGGAGUUGGAGGAAUCGAAUGUUGUACGCUUUAGUGGCGUUUCAACAGACCCCAGUGUCCCGGUGGUCAUUGUUCGCGAUGGUAGUUUCUCAUGGGAAAAGAAAGAAGAAGGUGAACAAAAUGCGUCAGGUCGUCCAACACAACAGCAAUAUACAGAGGACAUUCGGCCACUACUUGCUGAAGAGGCGGAUACCGACUCCAGUUCCCCUCCGGAAUCAUUCAAGUACUCACUUCAAAACAUUAAUCUUUUGCUCAACAAGGGAUCACUCAACGCUGUUGUCGGUCGGGUUGGUCAGGGCAAGUCAUCGCUUUUGUCUGCCAUCAUCGGAGAGAUGUACAAGCUCCAUGGACUAGUCGAAAUGAGAGGGCGCAUUGCAUAUGUACCUCAGCAAACCUGGAUCCUUUGCUGCUCUCUUCGGGACAAUGUUCUCUUCGGGAUGCCUUUUGAUCCUAUCCGCUACUACCAAGUCAUUCAUGCAUGUGGGCUGGAGCCGGAUAUUGCUAUGCUUCCUGGCGGGGACUUGACUGAGAUUGGUGAGCGUGGCAUCAACCUGUCUGGUGGCCAAAAGCAGCGAGUCUCACUUGCACGAGCUGCUUAUGCCGAUGCUGACAUUUACCUACUGGACGAUCCUCUUAGUGCUGUGGACGCACAUGUGGAUCGGCAUCUAUGGCAGAAUUUGAUUGGCUCCAGGGGCUUACUCAAAGGAAAAACAAGGAUCUUGGUAACCCAUGGUAUCCAUCAUUUGAGCGAAGUUGAUAAAAUUAUCAUGAUGAAAGAUGGCAUGAUCGCAUCUCAGGGCUCAUACAACGAUCUGAUGGCGGAAAAAGCCAUGUUCUACAUGCUUUUCAAGGAGUAUGCCCUCCAGAAGCGCCGAAACUCUGAGGAUGGCGAAAACAGUAAGGCGGCCAUCACUGAGUCAUCCACAUCUACCUCUUCAUUCACACAUCUUAAGGUUCGCUCAUCGAGCCCAUACGACGCAGGGAUUGAGAAUGACGAGAUCUCAAGUAACGGGACUUUAGACCAAGGGAUAGACACUCCGACGGCUGAGCCUCCUGAAGCGAGAGUCUCGGCAGCCGAGGCUGGAUUGGAAAGCGGUGCACAAGCAGCUACGAUGCUAGACGGAAAAACCAUUGUGGAUGAAGACAUCAAGGAAGGCAACGUUAGCUUUGAAAUCUUUUUAGCCUAUGUGCGGGCAAUAUCUUACAAGUAUUCGAUCAUAGUCAUCCUUCUGUAUGUUCUCCAGCAAGCUUCGUUGAUGGGGACCAGCCUUUGGCUCAAGCACUGGAUCAAGCGUAGUGAGAAGGCCUUACGUAGCGGUUAUGAGGAUGAAAACAGCCCCCCGCCAUCCUUAAAGGCGUUCCUGUCAGUCUUUGCGCUACUGACAUCAGCUUACGUUCUUUUGUGUAUGGCUACAAUUUAUGCCUCCUUCGUUGUCGCUCGUAUCCGAGCUUCGUCGCUAUUGCAUUCGGAUCUCUUGUCCAGGCUAUUUCGCCUACCUUCCUCCUUUUUCGACACAACGCCGCUUGGGAGGAUUAUUAACCGCAUCUCAGGCGACAUGGAAGCAAUUGAUGACAGACUUCCCUGGAGGGUUUCCGAUACUUUGAUGUUUUCAACGUCUGUCGUAUCUAGCAUUAUCAUUGUGUCAAUUUCAGCCCCGCUGUUCUUGGUGAGCCUACCUUUUUUUAUGGUGGCUGUCUUAAUGAUUCAGCGUAAGUAUCUCCACGCUUCAAGGGCGGUCAAGCGUAUUUUCCAUGUCUCCAAGUCGCCGAUCUAUCAGCAUUUUAACGAGACGCUCAAUGGAGUGCUUUCGAUCCGCGCCAUGCGAUAUCAGGCUCAAUUUAUUGAAGAAAAUUUGACUAGGGUGGAUACUCACACGAAUGCUCAUGUAGCCUACACCUACUGUAUUCGAUGGGUUGAGGUUCGUCUUCAGUGUUUGUCUGCAUUUGCUAUUGUGGUGGUCGCGAUAGCAUUUGUGGUGUCUCACGAUAAAGUUGAUCCAGCCACUGCCGGUUUAGCUAUGAGUUUCGUUUUGACCACCACACAGGAUAUCAGCUAUUUAGUCAGGAGCUACUGUGAACUACAGAACCUGUUGGUGGCCGUCGAGCGUGUGUGUGAAUAUACUGAUCUGCCAACAGAGGCACCCGAGAACCUGCCUUUACCGUUACCUCUAAUAGGAUCUGAGGAAGUAUGGCCUCCCAAAAAGGGCUCAAUCGUGUUUGAUCACUACUCGACUCGAUACCGUGAGAGGCUGGGCCUUGUUCUGGACAAUGUGUCGUUUGAUAUUAAGGCAGGCGAGCGUGUGGGUAUUGUAGGUCGCACGGGUGCAGGCAAGUCAUCUUUGGCUCUAGCGCUGUUUAGGAUGAUUGAAGCUGCAGAUAGCCACCUAGCUAAUGGUAGCGCAAGCUCGGAUAUAGUAACUGAAGCUCACAGGAGCUGCAGAGGCAAGAUUGAAAUUGAUGGAGUAGACAUCUCAACGCUGGGCCUGGUAGACCUUCGCCAGGCACUAGCAAUCAUCCCUCAGGACCCUGUUCUCUUCGCGGGCUCUGUCCGUGAGAACCUUGAUCCGUUCUCGGAACAUGUAGACCAGUCUCUUUGGGAAGCGUUAGAGCGAGCAUAUUUGAAAUCGUACAUCCAGCAACUGCAAGGGGGCUUAUCCUUCCAAGUGUCACAAAACGGCGAGAAUUUCUCAGUGGGCCAACGGUCAUUAAUUUGUUUAGCUCGAGCAUUGCUUCGGAAAACUAAGAUCCUGGUCUUGGAUGAAGCAACUUCUGCGGUAGAUGUGGAAACGGAUGAGCUUAUUCAACAAACAAUUCGGCGAGAGUUUCAAAACCGAACCAUUUUGACGAUUGCACAUAGGAUAAAGACCGUCAUGGAUUACGACAAGAUAUUGGUGAUGGAACAAGGUAGAGUUGUAGAGUUUGGUCAGCCAGAGAUUCUGUUACAGCGUAAGGAGGGCUCAUUAUUCUACAAACUGGCAAAGCAAGCGGGCGAAGUGUAGAAACGGU
Lobosporangium transversale is the source of this 6325-nucleotide messenger RNA. RefSeq lists its product as hypothetical. Gene Ontology annotation, biological process: transmembrane transport. The record is from RefSeq and is a predicted model, not a curated record. The coding region runs from base 103 to 6318 and encodes 2071 amino acids. Lineage: Eukaryota; Fungi; Mortierellomycota; Mortierellomycetes; Mortierellales; Mortierellaceae. Gene Ontology annotation, cellular component: membrane. Gene Ontology annotation, molecular function: ATP hydrolysis activity; protein binding; ATP binding. The transcript is spliced from 19 exons.